CCCGCUGAGGCUACAGGUAUAGAGAUUUACCAGUAAGAAGGAGAGCCACAUGGUUGUAUUUUUUUUUUUUACAUCUAGCGAUACAUAUUUGCUGUAUGGGAGCUGGAGUGGCAAGCGCAGGUGAUGUAAAACUGCGUUAUUGUCUCUCAUUACUAUGGUAAAUUCAGACUUUGUUCGGACGACAGGAGAUAAAUGAGGACAUAAAGUGCUCGCGUUGGUGUUGAACGCACACCAAACAUCCGGACUACCAGUUUAUUCAGCUCGCUAUCGCUUUUCAGCCUUCAGCUAUUUUAAUGCAGCAUUUAUAGUUUGUAUUAUUUAUUUCGUUUCGGAAUAUGGGUGGAAGUCAUUUUCAGGAACUUUUAAACUUUUAUGGAGAAAAUGGCUCUCUUUCGACGACAAAUCUGGAGAAUUUUCUGUACCUCAUGACCUCCCGCUUAUCUUCAGCAGCAUCAGUAGACACCGGGGAGACUCCAGUGAACAACAGUGAGUGUUUGUCAGUGUUGGCUCUUCUGGAUGAAUUUGGGCUCUCUAAUGUAUCUGAAGUAACUGUGCAUCAGUUAGAACUCAUGUGCCCAGCUCUUCUUACUCAGGUCAUCAUGCCCCCCUGUCCCUACAUGACCCCUGAGACCCAAACCAUGAAUGCCCAAGUUUGGGGUUAUGGCUUUCUGGCUGUGACAAUAAUUAAUUUGGCCUCUCUGUUGGGGUUACUCCUAAUUCCCUUAACUAAGAAAUCCUACUUUCCAAAACUACUAACCUAUUUUAUUGGGUUGGCCAUAGGAACACUAUUCUCCAAUGCAGUUCUACAACUUAUUCCUGAGGCGCUUGGAUUUAACCCGAAAACUGACAACUAUGUGUCAAAGGCAGUUGGGAUUUUUGGAGGAUUCUACCUUCUAUUCUUUACUGAACGGGUCCUAAAAAUAGCACUCAAAGCAGAUUCCGAGAAUUGCCACAGUCACUUUCCUUCACUGCAAACCAGUGAUGUCACCAUCACCAGCUUCAGCAAUGACCAUGUCAUCAACAAUGACAAAAGUGAAAUCAUUACAAACAGUAACCAUGGUGAAACCAUACCAAGUGAUUCCAGUGAGGAGCCAAAGUCGCCAACCAGUGGUCCAGUCAAUGAACAGGAGACAUGCAUGCUGUUAGCAUGUCGCUGGCUGCGAGGAGAACGUGGGUCAGAUAUAAAAACAUUGGCUUGGAUGAUCACCCUGAGUGAUGCACUGCAUAACUUCAUAGAUGGACUGGCUAUCGGAGUCUCCUUCACAGUCUCUCUCCUCACUGGCUUUAGCACCUCCAUAGCCAUUGUUUGUGAGGAGUUUCCUCAUGAACUAGGUGACUUUGUAAUCCUGUUGAGCUCUGGCAUGAGUGUGCGUCAAGCAGUGUUCUUUAACUUGCUCUCGGCUAUGAGUUGUUAUCUGGGUUUGGUGUUGGGCAUUGUGUUGGGUAGCAACUUUGCUCCGAAUGCCAUUUUUGCUAUCGCUGGUGGAAUGUUUCUCUACAUUGCUCUUGCAGACAUGUUUCCAGAAAUAAAUGAAAUAAUGUCUGCACAUGCCAAAGGCUCUAGAGAGAAAGUCAUAUUCUUCCUGCUCCAAAACGGUGGCCUGCUAUCUGGCUUUUCCAUCAUCCUCCUCAUCACCAUAUUUGCUGGGGACAUCAGUUUUGGAUAGAGCGGAGGGACAACAGAGAAGAGAGAACAAUCAUGGGUUUAUUUUGACUGGCCAGAUAUACAAGCCUAACCCUAGUGCUGAAAUUGUGUAAAAAACUAUUAUGACCUACUUUUAAAGUUUCUGACUAUAAAACUAAUGUUUGUUCUUAUACAGCAUUACUUUUUUAGUGAUUUGUAUUUAGUCAGGUAAUUGCAACACUAAGGAUCUGUAGUUUUUACUUAACAAUGAACCAGUAAGAAAAAUCCAGUGGAACAGUUAACCACUUUUGUUGGUUUAAGCAAAACCUCCAUGGGAAUGAUUAACUUUAGUUCUUUUCAUACUGCCAAGAGACCAACAGUUUAAUACCAGAAUGGGGGAAAAGAUCAUGUUAAGGUUUAGUUGACUCCUUUUCCAGCUGUUUUAUAAAAUCAUGGAACUUUAAAAGAUCUAUUUUUGUUGUACUGUGGUAAAAGGACUUUUUUAUUUUUACUUUCACUAUAUGUUUCCUAAACUGUAAAAAAUAAUAAUAAGCUUACUGUUUUUAGAUAGAUAGAUAGAUAGAUAGUUUAACCACACUAACAUGAAUGUGUAAUAAACACUGUUCGGAUUUAUUAGCAGCUGAACUUGUGACAAUAAAAUUUAUUAUGUGUGUCAGAA
Messenger RNA from Trichomycterus rosablanca, 2303 nucleotides. It is a transcript of the gene slc39a8, whose product is annotated as solute carrier family 39 member 8. Gene Ontology annotation, molecular function: zinc ion transmembrane transporter activity; monoatomic cation:bicarbonate symporter activity. Gene Ontology annotation, biological process: intracellular monoatomic cation homeostasis; zinc ion import across plasma membrane. NCBI's taxonomy places the organism in Eukaryota, Metazoa, Chordata, Actinopteri, Siluriformes, Trichomycteridae. The coding region runs from base 336 to 1667 and encodes 443 amino acids. The record is from RefSeq and is a predicted model, not a curated record. Gene Ontology annotation, cellular component: plasma membrane. The transcript is spliced from 8 exons.